AUGUCCAUCAAGUAUGUAUCGAAGUAUCCUACCGCUCAAGUCAUUGAACCUAACUCUGUCCUUUCCAGCUGGGUGAUGUUGGAUGGCCAACAAGGCUUCAUACCACUACCGGCAGAGAAAAUCAUCCACAAAUCAUCACCGAGAAUAUCCCUCGAUAUUACCACGCCCUCGACAUAUCCGGGCCACCAUCCUUUAAACAUCCAUUCCAGUUCAGGCAUUGUGUAUCUGACGAACCAGAGAAUUGUAUAUCUACCCGACAAGCCCACGCCGGAGUUGCAGUCGUUUUCCGCGCCGCUUCUGAACCUCCACGAUACUCACAUCACAGUACCGUGGUUCGGACCCAAUGCCUGGCAAGCCGCUCUCCAGCCCGUCCCAGGAGGCAACAUUCCUGCAACACAGGCGGCCGUAGAGCUCAAACUGACCUUCAAGGAGGGCGGUGCACCCGACUUCCACUCGAAAUUUGAGCAGAUCAAGGAGAGACUGCAGCAAGUUGUGUCAACUGCGAGGGAGGAGAACCUGACGGGACGACGGCAGGACAGCUUUCUAGGCGAUGUCAACCUCAACAAUGUCCACCUUGACCCGCUGCCGUCAUAUCAAGAAUCAGGUCAAGAUAGGGUUGCAGCAGGAGAGGCGAUUCCAUCUAGCGCGGUCAUAGAUUCUCCCGAGGCCGGAAGUCCAAUUUCAUCAUCCGCUGGUGGUCGAAUGAGGUCAGCAUCACCAGUGGAAGAUAUCGAACCGCCGCGCGAGCCGCCUCCCGGGUACGAGGAGGUACAGCAGCAGAGUAUACAGGCGGAGCUCGAUCGGAGGCUCUCAUUUCCUCUAGAAUAA
This is a messenger RNA of Capronia epimyces CBS 606.96, 828 nucleotides long. RefSeq lists its product as uncharacterized. The transcript is spliced from 2 exons. Gene Ontology annotation, molecular function: chromatin DNA binding; transcription coactivator activity. Gene Ontology annotation, biological process: positive regulation of DNA-templated transcription. The coding region runs from base 1 to 828 and encodes 275 amino acids. Lineage: Eukaryota; Fungi; Ascomycota; Eurotiomycetes; Chaetothyriales; Herpotrichiellaceae. The record is from RefSeq and is a predicted model, not a curated record. Gene Ontology annotation, cellular component: nucleus.